Pleuronectes platessa (European plaice) is the source of this 1751-nucleotide messenger RNA. RefSeq names its product defective in cullin neddylation 1 domain containing 3 (gene dcun1d3). The record is from RefSeq and is a predicted model, not a curated record. The transcript is spliced from 5 exons. The coding region runs from base 663 to 1646 and encodes 327 amino acids. Gene Ontology annotation, biological process: protein neddylation; positive regulation of ubiquitin-protein transferase activity. Gene Ontology annotation, cellular component: ubiquitin ligase complex. Lineage: Eukaryota; Metazoa; Chordata; Actinopteri; Pleuronectiformes; Pleuronectidae. Gene Ontology annotation, molecular function: ubiquitin conjugating enzyme binding; ubiquitin-like protein binding; cullin family protein binding.
ACCGCGGAGAUGAGGAUCAGCUGUUAGAGGAAGUGAUGCAGGAAAAUGCCCAUAAUGUAGCUACAGUCAAUGACUAGAAGGGGGAAGCACAAAGAAACUGGCUGCUGGAGUCCGAGCUGCUCUUCUAACUCCCUCCCAAGGAUAAACAAUAUUCUACAUGGCUUUAAAAGCACAUUCCGGUCAAAAGCUUCUGACUCGUUUCUCUCCCCAACGCGGAGAAGGCUGUGAUAUCGAUGUGGAAGUUUAUUUUGGUUAGCUCGCAGCUAGUCGGCUAGCUAUCCGAGUUAACGCGACGAGUUUGGGUCAGUUCGCUCCUGCGCGUAAACGCUGCCUUCGGCCAACUUACUAACUACUUCAGUUUUCGCCCUGGCAUCCCCCGGAGAGAUGAACACCCGGCUCCACACGACACGAUCCCCCCCACGGCACUGCAGAUGUCAGGAGCACAGUGAUGGAGCAGAGUAGGAGGACACUUUGAUCUGUGGCCGGUGCCAUCUGACGCACGUUCUGGUUUCAAUCAAGCAGAGCAAGACUUCCUGGCAGAUUUGGCACAGGCCUGAGGGUAUGUUGAGACGUCACACCAGACCAGAGCAGAGGCGUCUAGGUGGUUCGGACGGGGCCUGAAGGCGAGGAGGACAGACUGAGGAGGGACCCGGGAGGAAGACAUGGGCCAGUGCGUCACCAAGUGUAAGAAUCCAACGUCCUCACUCGGCAGUAAGAGUGGAGACAAGGAGAGCGGCUCCAAGUCCCACCACAAGAAAGGUAGCGGCGGUGGUGGGAGCCAUAAAGAGGAGCUCAGUGGCCCAUGUAGCAAAGCCACCAGCGAGCUGUCGAAUGGCACCAAGGCCUUGGAAGUUACAGUGGAGACACCAGUCAUACCCGCACUGAUGGGCGAGCCGCGCAGGGACGAGUUCCUGGACGCCGACGGGUUGUCGUUGCUGCGCAUCGACGAGCUCUUCUGCUGCUACAAGGAUGAAUUGGACGAUGCCAUCUUGGAGGAAGGCAUGGAGAGGUUUUGCAAUGAUCUGUGCGUGGACCCGGCAGAAUAUCGUGUGCUUCUUCUCGCCUGGAAGUUUCAAGCGGCCACUAUGUGCAAGUUUACAAGGAAGGAGUUUGUCGACGGCUGCAAGGCCAUACAGGCGGACAGCCUCAAAGGAAUCUACUCACGUUUCCCCUGCAUGUUGCUGGAUGCCAGAGGCGAGGAGAACUUCAAGGACCUUUACCGCUUUACCUUCCAGUUUGGCUUGGACGCGGAGGAGGGCCAACGCUCUCUGCAGCGCGAAAUCGCCAUUGCGUUGUGGCGCCUGGUAUUCACGCAGGACACACCCUCCAUCCUGGAGCGCUGGCUGGACUUCCUAGGGGAGAACACCCCAGGUAUUCGGGGCAUCUCCAGGGACACGUGGAACAUGUUCCUCAACUUCACCCAGGCGAUCGGGCCUGACCUGAGCAACUACAGCGAGGACGAGGCGUGGCCUAGUCUCUUUGACACCUUUGUGGAGUGGGAGUUGGAGCGCAGGAAAAAAGAGGAGGAACAGGCACUGAUGGCGAAGGAGGACGAGGGGACGUGUACUGACACAGAGUCCUCUCCCUCAACAGAUAGACACGAAACAGAGGGAAACCGCGGCUCACAGACAUGGGGGGGCCACUGACCAGGAAACAAUAAAUAUUUGUAAGCGAGGGAAGGAAAUGACUUAUAAGUGAACUGUACAUCUGUGAAUCAUCGGAUAAAUAUUAGUAUUACCAUUACAGCUGUU